UUUCGUAUAGACACGCGUUUUAUUAGCUUAGAGGACUUGCCAGCGGACGGAAAUGGCACGUAUAUUUACAACGGGCGAUACUCUCAAACUUACCUUUGGAGAUCAAAUCUAAAAUUUAGAAGAUGAAUAAGAAACGUAUAGAAAUUUCAAGACCGGCAGAGUAUCAUCUAUUUAGGGAAUAUAGAUACCAUAAAGAAUUCCCUGACUUCCACCAAACAAUUUAUUACGCAAGAGGUCAUACGGGUGAAAUUCUUAAUCACUCUGUACUUUUGCAGUAUCGUUUUACUGGCCCAGAACACAGUAUAAAAACUGUUCCGCAAGGGAACUCCAAAACGGCAUUUAAUUUUGGUGAGUUCAGCAUAACUCCGACCUCAUAUCGUAACAUUUUCCUUAAAAGUAGAAGAAGCAAUAAAUGCCCAGUGUUCGUCGGACCUAUUUUCAUCCACCACAGCAAGACCAAAGAUGUUUAUGCGCAGUUUUUUCCGAAAUUGAAAUGUCUUGCUCCCCAGCUCGAGCAGUUGUUAGUGUUUGGCGCCGAUGGAGAAAGUGCACUGUCCGAUGCUCUGUCUGAUAGUUUUCCUGGUGCCACACAUCUCCGUUGCUUUCUCCAUUUUCGUAAAAACAUCGAGACCAAGCUUGUAACUCACGGCGUGAAGGAUCACAAACAAUAUAUCGAAGAAAUUUUUGGAAAGCAAGAAGGAGCAACUUACGAGAUGGGUCUUCUGGAUACCACCAGUGAAGAUAUGUUCGAUGCUGUUCUGGCUUCACUGCAGGAACCGUGUGCUAGAAGGGAACAAAAAGAAUGUGGGACAUCGAGCUUCCAUAAUUGGAUGCUUCAUCGAGCCCAGAUGAUGGAGGAGUUCAUGAACGCAUCCGUCCGAACAAAGGCAGGUCUUGGUUACCCACCUGAUAAAUUCUACACAAACGAUUCUGAAAACACCAACCGUCUCUUGAGACACAAAAGAGGAGAAAGAGAAUUAGGUGAGACAGCUUUUGCCAAGGCUGUAAGAGAAUUAAUUGACGAUGAACAGGAAACUAAGUUUGUUCUAGCUGUUUUUAAUGGAUCUGAGCUUUACCAAAUAAAAGAGCCUUUUAAAAAGUUCCAAAUCUCGAGAGAUUAGUGGUUUGCUAUGAACGAGGAGCAACGGCAAGAGAAAGUAGAAAGCGUCUAUGCUUCCCAUGUAGAGGAAGACUUACAUAGCAUUAAUGAAAACCCAGGCGGGGCUCAAGCAUGUUUUGUCCGAUGCGAAAGAUGCAGUGACCAUCAAAAUAAACUUUCACUUACCACAAACGCAAUUAAAGGUGUACUUGAUGCCCAUAUUGCAGAGUAAAUGUGGAGGACAGCCGAACGUCUACUCUCGCAGCCUGACAAUGUUAUGCCAGCUCCGUCAGCUGA
Molecule: messenger RNA, 1396 nt
Organism: Stylophora pistillata
Lineage: Eukaryota; Metazoa; Cnidaria; Anthozoa; Scleractinia; Pocilloporidae
Source: RefSeq, a predicted model, not a curated record